AUGAGCGCCGACCAGUCUCAGCAGAACUACCAGCAGCAGUAUGGCGAGGAGGACAUCCUUGUGACGUCACCCACUUCGUAUGCGCUGCGAGAAUCCAUCCGCCGUUCGUCGUCGUCGGCGUCAGCGGAGAUGAACCCUCCUCCGAUGCGUACGACGCAGGGCGACCAGGCGCGGCUUCCUCGCACGUCGUCGCGUGGCAGCAUGCUCAACCGAGCGCCGCCCCCGCCGCCUCCACAGUAUCCACCGCAGAUCCCCGCGGCACCUCAAAGCGGCAACAGCACGUAUGGAAUGCCUCGCCCUUUGUCGAACCCCAAUCUGGACGUGCUACACGAGCAGAAUCUCGAGGGAAGCGGCCACUUGGGCCACUCGCUCGGUCCCAGCGCAGCACCCUACGGUGGCAACCAGCCGUUUGCCAACACGGCGUCGCCCUAUGGUGCUACCAGCGGCACCAGCUUUAAUCCUGCUACCUCGACAGGGUAUGGAGGCUCUGACUUUAGUCAAACGGCGCCAGUAAACAACGCAACUAGCCGUCGCUCCGUCUCACGACGUAGCAUCUUCAGUCGUGAGACGUUCAUGUUGAACCGUGGCGAGAAGGAGUCGCGUAUGACGGUCCCUGAAGGAACCCCCACCGAGAUUAAGUGCGAGGGGUAUCUGACCAAGAGAGGACAUGUGUUUACGAACUGGAAGACUCGCUACUUCACAUUACGUGGCAAUGUUUUGGAAUACUAUUCAAGUGAGGAGAAGAGCAAGAAGUACGGUGCCGUGACAGUCGAGAAGGUCGCCCCAUGGUCGGGUGAAGCGCAUGGAUUCAUGUUCUACACUACAAAGCAAAUCCCGUACUAUGUGUACGCGUCGUCGGAAGCUGAACGUUCGAGGUGGCUGCGAGCGCUGAAGGAUUUCAUGGUCGAGACUGAAGAGGUGAGUUGCGAAGGUUACCUCACGAAGCGCGGCCACCUGGUUCCGAGCCAACGCAUGGCGUACUACGUGCUGAACGGUACGUCGCUACGCCAUUACGCGGAUCAGCAAGCAUAUCGUGACAAUCAAUCGGCGAUGGCAGAAGUGGAGAUACGAUCUGUUGCGCCGUGGGAUGGCGAAGCGAAUGGUCUGAUGUUCAUGACUGUGACGGGAAAUGUGUUUUACGUGAUUGCAGACACGACUGGCGAGCAGCAGAAGUGGUUGGCGACAGUGAAGAAGUCAACAGCCAGCGUCCCGGAACCCGUGUCGUGUGCAGGAUAUCUUACGAAGCAGGGCCAUAAACGCAAGAGCUGGAAGAAGCGCUACUUUAUUCUGCGAGGCAAUACUAUUUCGUAUUACUCGGACUAUGACAUGGCGAACAACGCAAAGGGAAAGCCUCUGGCAGAAGUGCUGGUUGAGGAUGUCCAGAAGUGGGACGGAGAGCCGUUCGGCUUUAUGUUCAUGACCAACGAGCAGGUUCCAUACUAUGUGUAUGCCGAUAACGAUCGGGAGCGCACCAAGUGGAUGAACGCCUUGCACAAACUGAAUGCCGUGGAAGAAGAGCCUGAAGUCGAGAAGAAGCGUUGCCCCAACUGCAAUGCGGUUCUAACGGGCUCUCGCUUCUGUGGAGCGUGUGGCUUUAACUUGCGUGGCACCACCGUUGGAGAGCGUGCUUCCCGUGCACAAACGAUCAACGACGAGACUGAAGAUGAUAUUGACGGACGUGAUGACAUCGACGAUGAAACGACGCCAUUUGAUGAACUUGAAGCGCUAUCUGAGGGUGCUAGAACAUUGUUGUUAGCUGUGAUGCAGACCCCGGACGGCGUUGACGUCGGUGACAAGGAAGGCACAUAUCCGAACCGAAUGACGAGAGGCUCUUCGCAACAGCCACUAGAGCAGCCAGAUAACAACAAUACUUCUGCUAGAUUUGAUCAGGACAUAACUGAUGCCCUCAGUGAAGUGGAAGCCAAUGAGGAACGUACCCCACCAAAGUAUGCGGAGUCAGACGAGGAAGAUGUCAAGGUAGGUAGGCCGACUCCUCGUUCGCCAGCUCGACCUCCAAGCGACGAGUCGAGCAGUGACGCAGAAUCUCCGUCUCCACACACAUCUCGGGAAACUCCAUCGCCAGUGAGGGCUCCUCCGACACCCCCGAAGGCCAAGAAGGAAGCACUCAAGCCAAACUUUGGCAUUGUAGAGCCUGAACCUAAGAGACACAGCUUCACCUCGUUCAGUGACUCUGAAGAGGAGGAGUCGAAGGCGGAACCGAAGCCUGCACCAGUUCCAGUCCGAACUUCUUCUCGGUCGUCGGCUGGUCUCCUCAUGGCUGGUAUGGGACGUCGAAAAACGACGGCAAUGCUAGCUAUGGAGUCAAGUAGCGAUGACGAGAGUGGGGAUGACACCGAACUCCCGACGAAGCCACCUUCCGAUGCGUACAAGAAGGGCGAGGAGAAGCAGAAGAACUCUGAUGACUUGGAUGAGGAAGAAGACAAACCAACUGGAGACGAAACUGAAGAUCGCGAACGAAAGAGCUCUGCAGAUUCGUUAGAGCUGGACACUCGUGGGAUUUCUGCCUUCGACGAGCAGGUUGAGCUGCCAAAGCUGAAGCACAACGUUAAUCCUUCGAUCCGUAUGAGUGAGCGCACGGACAAGAAGGACAUCUACAAUUUUAUGGAGAAAGAGCUGGAUUUCACGCCUCAAUUUGUGCCAUCGGCCGAUUCUCCUGUGCGCUGCCGAUUCUACAGCUCUAUGGCAUACACGACCGCAAAGAAAGUUAUUCUGUUUUUGUCUGAUUCCGGACCUCUCGGUCUCUGGAAGCAGGACCCGGAGAAUGCAAAGCUGACGAUUGACCACAAGUGGUCGAUGACGCCGUAUUUCAGCCGUGCCCAAGAAGAAGGCUAUGGACUUGUGGUAUGCAAUCCUUUCUCCAACAAGGCUGUCGUGUAUGAGGCAGGGGGCUUCGAGCGAGAAGUGCCAGUUCCCAACUCCUCUACACCCAAGGAGCACGUGCUUUUCGUGUGGGAUCAAUUCAUCACGAAGUGCAAGGGCCAAGUGUCCAUCAUCGCUUAUGCGCGCGGUGGUGCGCUUGUGAAGUCCAUUUUGGAAACGUAUGAGGAGAGUGCCCGUGACAAGAUUUACCGUAUUGCGCUGAUUGAGUCCAAACACGAAAUCGAUCACAACGAAUCUCCUGGCAUUUUGGAGCUUCUUGGACGCCGGUCAAUCAACUGGGAAGCGUCAUACGAGCCACUUGGUGCCCAGAUCGUGGACUCACAGGCGCGCGUGAACUGUGUCUGCCUAUCUUUGGGCUUCAUGCCAUCGCAGGAAGCAGACGACACGCCAAAGACACUGGAGAAGGCUGAGGACCCUGCGUUUGCGUUCAUCGGUGCGAACCCGAACCAGCCUGGCAUGACUGCCGUGGUUAAGCAUGUCCGGUCGGAGUUGAGAAGGAGAAAGACCGCUUCCAAGACUAUCGGCCGGCCGCGGCGACAGUCUAACAUAAUUGUUAUCGGUGAGACGGAUGGCGACGAGUCGAGUGAUGUGUCUGGUGGUGCUGACGAAGGUAAGAACGGAAACAAACCCAAUGGCAACGGCAAUGACAAUGAAGAUGAUGGCAAAAUCAAGGCUACGUACUAUCUGCCCAAGCCAGUGCCAAAGCCGAAGCGAAACUCCGGAUCUGGUAGCAGUGGUUCAAGUGACAAGCAGCGGCGCCAAAUCUCGGACAAGGACUUUGAGUUGAUGAAGGUUGUGGGCCAAGGUGGGUUCGGCAAGGUUUUCUUGUGCCGCAAGGUGACACCGCCACGCCAGGGCGAGUGCUAUGCAAUGAAGGUGUUGAAGAAGCAGCAAGUUGUUUCGUCUGGCCUGGUCAACACGACCAUGGCCGAACGUAAAAUCUUGACGGAGAUUUCCCACCCUUUCGUUGUCAAGCUGCACUACGCUUUCCAGAGUGAAUCCAAGCUGUAUCUCGUGAUGGAUUACCUCAGUGGUGGAUCUCUGGCUACGCACCUGCGUCGUCGUCGUAAAUUCCCGGAGGAAUGGGCUCGCUUCUACGCCGCCGAGGUUGCCGCGGCCAUCGCGCAUCUUCACAGCGCCAACAUCAUUUACCGUGACGCUAAGCUUGAGAAUGUGUUGAUGGACCACGACGGCCACGUGAGUAUCACUGACUUUGGCUUGUCAAAGGUUGGCGUCUCGGGCCUCAAGGGUGCCACAACCUUUUGUGGUACAGCUGCAUACAUUGCGCCCGAGCUGCUGAGGGGCAAGGCUUACGGCAAGGCUGCCGACUGGUGGUCUUUCGGCAUCUUGCUAUACGAAAUGAUUGGAGGAAAACCGCCUUACUACCAUCGCAACCGUGACAUUAUGUUCCAGACCAUUUUGAAGCAGGACUGGGUCACUUUCUCGCCCAGCUUCUCGGACGCGGCGAUUUCGCUCAUUAACGGGCUGCUAACACGUGACCCGAUGAUGCGCCUUGGCAGUGGCCCGCGCGGAGCCGACGAGGUGUUGACGCACCCUUUCUUUGAUAGCAUUGACUGGCCAGAGCUGCUGGAGCGCAAGAUGCAGCCACCAUUCAACCCGGGUGUGGGCAAGAUGGACACACACUAUGCACCUCGCAACAUGAACGAAAUUACGGCUCGUGACCGUGAACCGAGUGUGAUGAUGCCGAAGACAGACCGCCCGAACGACUUCGACGGAUUCAGUUUCGUGGGGCGGCCGUCGUCGCUUUCAAAUGUGUGAUACGUCGGACAGAAUAUACCUGCUGGUCUACGAAAGAGGGAGUGCGUGGAUAGCAAGCAGCAAAUAUAAAACAAAAAGAAACGGGGAAAGAAGACGGAAUGGGUCGAGGGAGCUGCGACGGCCUUUUAGAACGCGGGCCGAGCGCAAGCAGUCGGAAGGCGCGAGUAUGUCUUGUGCCUCAUGGCACCAGCGUACCUGGAAACAAGUGAACAUGUUGAAAAAUUGGACUUAGA
Molecule: messenger RNA, 4913 nt
Organism: Phytophthora infestans T30-4
Lineage: Eukaryota; Oomycota; Peronosporomycetes; Peronosporales; Peronosporaceae
Product: RAC family serine/threonine-protein kinase
Exons: 2
Coding region: 1-4680 (1559 amino acids)
Biological process (GO): protein phosphorylation
Molecular function (GO): protein serine/threonine kinase activity; ATP binding
Source: RefSeq, a predicted model, not a curated record